CUUGUUCUGAUAACGCGAAAAAGAAAACUUUUCGGGAAGUUUCAAAAAUGAAAAAAUCAAAGCAAGCAUCCAAGGCUCGAGAUCAUUUGGAGAUACUCCAAACAAGGGUUGUGGUAGAACGUGACCAUGUUUCUAGUAUAUCUUCUAGUGACUUUCCCUUUCAUACUAGUAAUCGAUAUCCCGAUCAUGAUUUAGUAGAAAGAUUAAGAAAUAAAAUAAUAAUUGCUAUUGAAAAAAAAUCUCAAUAUGAUAUGGAAUUUGAUAUAAUUGGAGUUGAUGCGUCAAUAGCGAACGCGUUGAGAAGAAUUAUGAUCGCGGAGGUCCCUACUAUGGCAAUCGAAAAGGUGUUUAUUUAUGAUAAUACAUCAAUAGUACAGGAUGAAGUCUUGGCACAUCGGUUGGGUUUGAUUCCAAUCAAAGCUGAUCCUGACGAAUUUGACUUUAAACAAUCAACUGAGCAUCCCACAGAUCAAAAUACAAUUGUUUUCAAACUGAAACAAGAAUGUAAGCGCAAUCCUAAAGCUUCAGCAGAUGAGGCAGAGUAUAUAAAUCACAAUGUUUAUUCCGCAGCUCUUAUAUGGGAACCUAAGGGUGAUCAGGCUGAAAGGUUCAAAGAUUCUCCCAUUAGACCUGUUCAUGAUGAUAUUCUUAUAGCACAAAUGAGACCGGGUCAAAAGAUAGAAUUGGAAGCACAUUGUGAAAAAGGAUGUGGCAAAGAACAUGCAAAAUGGUCUCCAGCUGCAACCGCAUCGUACCGGUUAAUGCCAGAUAUAAUAUUAAAGGAGGAAAUUACUGGAGACCUGGCAGAUAAAUUUGCUUCUUGUUUUGCCCCGGGUGUCGUUGAGGUUGAGAAUAAAACGGUUGAUGGGGAAUCAAAAAAGGUUGCAAAAGUUGUAAAUCCACGACUUGACACGGUCAGUCGAGAAGUAUUACGGCACAAGGAAUUUGAAGACAAAGUGCAACUAACACGGAUACGGGAUCACUUCAUUUUCAGAGUUGAAUCUACGGGCAUUCUAGAAUCGGAAAAAAUUGUUUUUGAUUCCUUACAAAUUUUAUCAUCUAAAUGUACGAUGCUUUUAAAAGCAUUAGAUAUAAAAUUAAAAGAGAAGGAAGAAACUGAAACAAGUCAAAACAAUGAAAAUGCGAUGGAAUUAGAUACAUAAUGAUCAAUUUUUAUAUCCAUUUAAUUGAAGACUUAGUUGUCUGAAAUCCUUCUGUUAUGGUAUCUUUUUGUUUAUCUAGUUCUGAUUUAUUGUGUAAUUCAUCAUCUGUAUGUUUCGUACGUAAUAAAUUAUUAUUUAUUUUUUCACCAUUUUCUAAAAUGUCAAUCGUUUCUUCAAGCUUUGAAAUCUUUAAUUGCAUUUUUUCUUUAUAUUCAAUAUGAUUCAUUUUAGACCAUUUUAAAUGUAAUAACAUUGAACCGAAUGUAACCCAAAUAAAAUAUGAAUAAAUAUAAGGAGAAUAUUUUUUUAAUGUCGAUUCUUCAUUAGGAGUAUUUGAGGAAGAUAAAUACAUGUCAGAAGAAUAAGG
Molecule: messenger RNA, 1530 nt
Organism: Rhizophagus irregularis DAOM 181602=DAOM 197198
Lineage: Eukaryota; Fungi; Glomeromycota; Glomeromycetes; Glomerales; Glomeraceae
Biological process (GO): DNA-templated transcription
Cellular component (GO): RNA polymerase I complex; RNA polymerase III complex
Molecular function (GO): protein dimerization activity; DNA binding
Source: RefSeq, a predicted model, not a curated record